This is a messenger RNA of Helianthus annuus (common sunflower), 763 nucleotides long. RefSeq lists its product as uncharacterized. Gene Ontology annotation, molecular function: zinc ion binding. The coding region runs from base 28 to 609 and encodes 193 amino acids. Lineage: Eukaryota; Viridiplantae; Streptophyta; Magnoliopsida; Asterales; Asteraceae. The transcript is spliced from 2 exons. The record is from RefSeq and is a predicted model, not a curated record.
GCCCUUGAAUACAUCAGAGAGUACUUGAUGAGAAGAAUUGUCAAAGUUUUGAAGGUUAUAGAGAAAAGUGAAGGCCUGCUUACACCCUUUGCUGCCCUAAAGCUGGAGACAAUCAAAAAAGAUGCUGCAUUUUAUCAUGUACAGUGGAAUGGAGGGGAUAUAUUUUCAGUAAGUGGUAAACCAAAUCAUGCAAGGGUUGUGGAUUUGGCUAAGAGGACAUGUGCUUGCAGAGCUUGGGAGAUCACAGGAAUGCCAUGUAGGCAUGCUGUUGCAGCAAUAUGGAACAUGGCUACUAAUGGUAGAAGGGUGGGUUCAUUAGAGAGUUGGUGUAAUCCCAUCUACACAAUGGGUAGGUGGAAGCAGGUUUAUGCUUUCAAGGUUAACCCUAUCAAUGGAAGGUCUUUAUGGGUCCAAUCUCAAGUUCCUACCACCCUUACACCACCAAAUCAUCAUAAGCAGGUGGGCAGACCCAAGAAGGCAAGGAAAAGGUCUGCAUUAGAAGUGGAGGAAAUGACUCACAGUGGAAGGCUGUCCAAGAAACACACCAAGGGAAAAUGUGGCAAGUGUGGACAUAACACAAGGACUUGCAAAGGGGAUGCUACUGUUUAGGGUUGUCUUUAUGAUUUAGGGUUGUGUCUUUUGGUCUUGAACAUGUUUAAGGGUUAGUUUAUGUCUUUUGAAAACUUUUAGUGGUUAUGUACUUAUGUAUUAGGUUGAACAUGGAAUGGCUGUCUUUUGAACAGGUUUUUGGGUCAGUCUUUAA